Messenger RNA from Chenopodium quinoa (quinoa), 1976 nucleotides. RefSeq names its product DDB1- and CUL4-associated factor 8-like. NCBI's taxonomy places the organism in Eukaryota, Viridiplantae, Streptophyta, Magnoliopsida, Caryophyllales, Amaranthaceae. Gene Ontology annotation, molecular function: protein binding. The coding region runs from base 273 to 1766 and encodes 497 amino acids. The record is from RefSeq and is a predicted model, not a curated record. The transcript is spliced from 5 exons. Gene Ontology annotation, cellular component: Cul4-RING E3 ubiquitin ligase complex; cytoplasm.
UAGCUCUAUAAAGUUUUAAACCAAAGCAGUGCUUGCACAGUUGCACCAGGCUAAUGGCAUAAGCAUUGUACUGCCAACCUCUAGAAACCCCUUUUUUUAACUUUAAACUCUCAACAAGAUCCUCCUUGAUCAUCUUCUUCAUAUAAUUCCAGGAAUUUCUAUCCCUAAUUUUUUAUGGUUUUCCUCUAUAUAAUCAAUUAAAUUUCUCUGAUUCUUUUUUCGAUUAAACGAAGAACAAUUAGAAUUAGAAUUACAAUUUGAUUCAUUGAUCAAUGGGUGUGAAGAGGCCAAGAAGUGUGCAUGACAAAGCAAUUUUGGAUGUUUGGCGAAGAGAGGUCGGACAACUCUCUUCUAGAAGCUUCGCUCAUCGUCUUACCGCUUCUGAGGAUUUUGUCCUUAGACUUGAUAUUUUGAGGAAGUUGGAGAAGCAUAGAGGCUGUGUAAAUACAGUGAGCUUCAACGCGUCUGGUGAAAUUCUUGUGUCUGGUUCUGAUGACAGGAGAGUUAUAUUAUGGGAUUGGGAAGUUGGCAAGGCCAAACUCUCAUUUCAUUCUGGUCAUAAUAAUAAUGUGUUUCAAGCGAAAUUCAUGCCUUUCAGUGAGGAUGGCAGCAUUGUUACUUGUGCAGCAGAUGGACAGGUUAGACAUGCACAAAUUCUUGAAGGUGGGCGUGUAGAGACCUCUUUGCUUGGUAGGCAUCAAGGCCGAGCUCAUAAGUUGGCUAUUGAACCUGGGAGCCCUCACAUUUUUUAUACUUGCGGUGAAGAUGGAAUUGUUCAACAUUUUGAUCUGAGAACUAAAGCUUCUACAGAACUUUUUACCUGCCAUUCAAAUACUAAGUGGGGGAGUGACUUUACAAUUGUGCAACUAAACACUAUUGCAAUUGAUCCUAGAAGUCCUAAUCUGUUUGCAGUUGGAGGGUCUGAUGAGUAUACUCGGAUUUAUGAUAUUCGAAGAUAUAAGUGGGAUGGCUCAACUGAUUUUGACCAGCCCAUAAACUUCUAUUGUCCUGAGCAUCUGGUUGGUAAUGCGCAAGUAGGGAUUACAGGUCUGGCGUAUUCUGACCAAAGUGAGCUUCUUGUGUCCUAUGAUCACGAGCAUAUAUAUCUCUUCGCUAAAAAUAUGGGAUGGGGACCAAAUCCUCCUACUGCUCCAUCAUCUUCUGAGUCAACAUGCAGUGAUAUUGAUGAACCUGGCCGUAAUGACUCUUCUGAGGCAGUUACAUCCAUCAUGGAUACAGAAAAAAAGCCUGUUCCCCUAGUGUUCAAGGGCCAUCAUAAUCGUGAUACAGUCAAGGGUGUAGGUUUCUUUGGGCCGAAAAAUGAGUAUGUGGUAAGUGGAUCUGAUUGUGGCCGGAUAUUUAUCUGGAGAAAGAAAGAUGGAGAGCUCAUUCGUGUCAUGGAAGCUGAUAAGCACGUGGUUAACUGCAUUGCGGCACAUCCACAUACUGCAGUUCUUGCCAGUAGUGGAAUUGAGAGUGACAUCAAAAUAUGGACUCCAAAGGCAGAGGAGAGAGCUACUUUGCCUGCCAACAUAGACGAGUUGAGGCCAAGGCAAAGGGACUGGAUGUAUCAUGUGACUUCGCCUCAGGAGCUGCUUUUGCAAUUAGUUUCUCUGGAAAAUCGCCUAUCAAGACCAGAGCAAAGCGGUAAUUCUGGUUCUGGACAAGAUUUCAUGGAACUUAUACUGUCUCUGAGCAGGCGCAAUGGUGAUUCAUCUGAUGAUGGAGGAGAUGAUGACAGUGGCCCUGAAGAUUUCUUCAGCUGAUUCUACUUAAUAUUGCAGGGUCAUCUUCCCUUUCAUGGAAAAGGAUUUUGAACUUAAGUUGUAAAUAUUGACAUAGAGAAUUAUUGUCAAUUACUUCUUGUAAUUGUUUAAAAGAUUUAUCAACAGUCGCCUUUUUUAUUAAAAUAAACUGUAUCUUAAGCUUUUGCUCUUCCUCUGAUGUAUAUAUAAUUCCUGAAUUUUCGCAUGCAU